Molecule: messenger RNA, 897 nt
Organism: Penicillium atrosanguineum
Lineage: Eukaryota; Fungi; Ascomycota; Eurotiomycetes; Eurotiales; Aspergillaceae
Exons: 5
Coding region: 1-897 (298 amino acids)
Source: RefSeq, a predicted model, not a curated record
AUGGCAACUUCAAAAUUUGUCAUCGCCACAGAGAGCAAGGGGUUUGAAACCAUAAAGCAACUACUUCAACAACAAGUACCUUACCACUUCAUUCUUGGAGUUCGCGACACGAAGAGCACAAAGGCUGCCUACAAUGACCUCAAGUUCGACAGUUUGAAGCACACAAUCUGCAUACUGCCGCUCGAUCUAUCUCACCUGAAGAGUGUACAGCACUUUGCACAGCAAGCGUUGUCCCAACUUGCUAGCAACAAAUUGGACUACCUAUUUCUAAACGCCGGCAUGCUCGAUGAUGCCAGCGGUCUGGGACCGAAUGGAUCUGAAUGGUGUGAAGGAUAUGUCGUCAACCAUCUAGCCCAGCACUAUCUGGUCCAUCUCCUCCGCGAUACCCUGGCCGAUUCAAAAUCUCGCCUUGUCAUCGUUUCUUCGGGCGCGAUACGCGGUUUGAGAGGACAGGACCCAGCUACACUGGAUGUGGACUUGAAAGCCAACUCCGGUGCAGGUUUUAGAGUAGUUUACAGUGCCUCGAAAUUUGUUCAAUUAUUGGGCACACACUAUUGGCGACGUGCGCUUCCUUGGUGCCAGGUCAUUGCCGUUUCACCUGGACUCAUUCCCAACACAAAGCUUGCCCAGACUAUGAGCCUUUCUAUGGACAUGCCUGACGCUAAAACCAUUCCAGAAGGUGCGAUACAAGGCUCACAUUCAACAGGUGCCCAGAACUUACUCCGCGCGUUCACCAUCACUGAUAUCCCAGCUGACCCGGAGCAAAUUUUCCUGACCAGUUGGGGUGAGUGGUGGCCAAAGGAUGUCUAUGCAAUCAGUCUGGAUACAGCUCUACAGGAUAAGUGGUGCUUGAGCAAAGCGGAUAUUGAGAGCUCCAAUGGUUUCAAUGGGCAAUGA